AUGGCCCCGGCCACCGACUCGAAAGCGGCCUCGGAGCCGCCUAAGCUCUCUGAUGUCAAGGACCUUAUCGACGAGAGUACUUUCGACCAGAUCCUAGAGAUGGAUGAUGAUGAGGACCGUGACUUCAGUAAGGGUAUUGUCUAUGGCUUCUUUGACCAAGUGGAAAGCACAUUCCAGAAAAUGAAAGAUGCGAUCAAAAACAAGGAGUUGGAAGAGCUCUCAGCUCUCGGCCAUUUUUUGAAGGGUUCUUCGGCCACACUUGGCCUGACUACCAUCAAGGAUGGAUGCGAGAAGAUUCAGCACUACGGUGCUGGCAAGGAUGAAUCAGGCACUACCGAUGAGCCUGAUAAGGCUGUUUCGCUGAAGAACAUCGAUGAUACCCUGAAGGAAGUGAUUGCCGAGUACGCGAAGGUCGAGAAGUUCCUGCGUCGGUUCUUCGGUGAAGAGGUCGCCGAAGAGGAAGCUCCAAAAGAGGAGAAAGCGCAAGAGAAGAAGGAGAAAAAGGAUGACAAGGACAAGGAGAAGAAAGACGACAAAGAAAAAGAGAAGCCCAAGGCCAAGGAGGACGAAGAAGAGCCGAAGAAGAAGUAG
Penicillium chermesinum is the source of this 591-nucleotide messenger RNA. RefSeq names its product Hpt domain-containing protein. The record is from RefSeq and is a predicted model, not a curated record. The coding region runs from base 1 to 591 and encodes 196 amino acids. Gene Ontology annotation, cellular component: nucleus; cytoplasm. The transcript is spliced from 3 exons. NCBI's taxonomy places the organism in Eukaryota, Fungi, Ascomycota, Eurotiomycetes, Eurotiales, Aspergillaceae. Gene Ontology annotation, molecular function: histidine phosphotransfer kinase activity; protein histidine kinase binding. Gene Ontology annotation, biological process: phosphorelay signal transduction system; phosphorylation.